CUUUAACUAUUUGAUAGACAAAUUUUUAUAUGUAAAAUUUACAUGUGAAAACAAGAUCUUACCUAAACUAUUAUUUCAGUGCAUUUUACAUUUUUCAAACAAUUUUGUGCUAGUAAUACAUGGUAAAGGGCCAACUAUAAAGUAAAUAUUUAAGAACUAAAAAGUUAUUUUUGUAUUAAUAGUGUACAUUGAAAAUGUAAUUUCAUUUUAAUUUUAUGAGAUGGCUAUGGUUUUCCCAAUCCUAACCAUUUGCUUUAAUUGAAAAUAUAACCUUUACUAGUACAGUUUUAAUCAAUAAAAAAAGCUUUUUCUUAUGAAAAGUAAACUAAUUGUAAUUGUACUUUUAGUUAAAAAAAUGGAGAUACCCUUACUCAAUAACACUUCGUGAUAGAAAUUGAUCUCAGGAGUUUCAAAUACAUAUGUAUAAGAGGCUUUCUAUUGCUUUCCAACAUAAAUGGUUGAAAAGUAGAAUUGAGGAGAGAAGUGAAAAUCGCAGAGAUAGUGUGUUCGAAUAUUAAAAUUAAAGCGUGAGAAGGUGGGAAAGAAGCGGAAUCUCUCUGUUGCGAUUUGUUUUAAGUUCAGUUUUUGCAUUUUGUUUUGUGAUUCGGCUUGGGUCUCACAGGAGAAGAUGGAAAGCGGUGAGGAACAGAAGUACGGAGUUCGGAAAUUAGAGAUCUCAGACAAGAGCAAAGGCUUCAUCGAGUUGCUGCAGCAACUCAGCGUUUGCGAUUCCGUCUCUGACAGAGACUUCGAGGAUCGAUUUCGAGAGCUCAGUGCCGUUGGAGAUGAUCACGUUAUCGGCGUGAUUGAAGACGAGGCUUCUGGAAAGAUCAUUGCGACGGGGAGCGUGUUUAUUGAGAAGAAAUUUUUGAGAAAUUGCGGCAAAGUUGGGCACAUUGAGGACGUUGUUGUGGAUUCCAGCGCUCGUGGGAAGCAUUUGGGAAAGAGAAUCAUCAGCUUCCUGACGGAGCAUGCGCGUUCCAUGGGAUGCUAUAAGGUCAUUCUUGAUUGCAGCCUCGAUAAUAAGGCGUUCUACGAGAAAUGUGGCUUCCAGCAUAAAUCUCUUCAGAUGGCUAUGUAUUUUGCUCACCACUAGUUUUCUACUAUCUCGCCUUCUCGUUUGAAAUCCCAUCGACAAGAUUGAAGAAUCCAGCCGCAUUUCACCAGGGUCACAAAUGCAUCCAAAGGAGGCAGCAUGGAGGUUGCACUUAUGGAGACAAGAAUUGAGCUUAUGCAGCGGCUGUCAUAGGAUUUGUCUCCACUAAAGCAAAAGGUGCACUUCAAAGGAUAAAAUAUAAUCAUUGGUUAAAGAAUUAACAAAAUAAUACAAAUAACUUUGUCAUAUACGUUCAUGUAUUUGGUCAUUAUCACAACAGUUAAUUUUCUAAAUUUAAAUUCAUUAUCUUCUAAA
Molecule: messenger RNA, 1411 nt
Organism: Vigna angularis (adzuki bean)
Lineage: Eukaryota; Viridiplantae; Streptophyta; Magnoliopsida; Fabales; Fabaceae
Product: glucosamine 6-phosphate N-acetyltransferase
Exons: 2
Coding region: 629-1096 (155 amino acids)
Biological process (GO): UDP-N-acetylglucosamine biosynthetic process
Cellular component (GO): endoplasmic reticulum-Golgi intermediate compartment; Golgi apparatus; endoplasmic reticulum
Molecular function (GO): monosaccharide binding; glucosamine 6-phosphate N-acetyltransferase activity
Source: RefSeq, a predicted model, not a curated record